CAUUUUGUUUGAAGGCUCCAGAGACCACCACCUGGUUGGAACAAUUCUCCUUGGCUUAAAAAUAUACCUUUUCAACAUCAUGAAGCUUCUUUCUCUCUACAUUUUUGCUCUCCUGGCACCUACAGAAAAGCCCACAGAUCUCACCUGUCAUGACUCUACAACACAAUCUAAGACUUGUAUCGGGACCAAAUGCUAUUCACAAAAUGAAGAAAAUACCAUUGUAGGUGACUCAAGUAAACCAUACAGCUUACAAAGCUGCCUUCCAUCAUGCAAAGAACUCAACAUAAAAUUCACAUUUGGAGAAGGCAAAUAUUUCAGGACGGCUACCAAAUGCUGUGAGACAGACAACUGCAAUACUGUUCCUGAAGUACCUAGCGGAGACACGAAAACCAGCAAUUUGGAGUGCCCCGCCUGUUUUAAUUUCUCUUCCACCCCCUGUGAGGCCACAGUGAUCAAAUGUCCUGAAAAAGAGGACCAAUGCGUGAACAUUACUGGGAUAUUUACUGAAGGUUCUGAAAAAAAAUUGUUCUAUGGUAGAGGUUGUACCACACUCUCAGAUAAGAAGAUUGCUCUCGGUCAAACUAUAUACACAAGUGCAACCUCCUGGCUUCAAAUUUAUGACACCAAUGUGGAGAAAGCUACAGAUAGUUCGUGGUCAGUUCAAGGAAGCUUCAUGGUUACCCUCCUUCUGUCUGGUCUUAUUGGAAUCCAGCCGACCAACAUCCUUUAUUGA
Candoia aspera is the source of this 733-nucleotide messenger RNA. Its product is annotated as phospholipase A2 inhibitor and Ly6/PLAUR domain-containing protein-like. NCBI's taxonomy places the organism in Eukaryota, Metazoa, Chordata, Lepidosauria, Squamata, Candoiidae. The transcript has 5 exons. The record is from RefSeq and is a predicted model, not a curated record. The coding region runs from base 80 to 733 and encodes 217 amino acids.